UGUAGUUAUUCUUAAUUUUAUCAUUUGGUGAUUGUUCUCAGUUAAAUACUUAGUAUCUCUAGCGUCCAAUUGUCCAAAAAUGACAACACAAUAUGUAAUGAGUGUGUUCCUUCUACCUAUAUCUCUUUGUGCAGAAUUAGAAAGGAUGACGAACUCAUAUUAAUGGGGUAGUUUUGGUACGGCUCAGCGAGGACUUCAUUGGUUUUCAUGGGAUAGGAUCGUGGAGGUUUAGGUUUUAGAAGGUUGUAUGAUUAUAACUUGGCUCUUCUUCUGAAACAGAGUUGGCGCCUUCUUUGUAACGGUUCCUAAUUCUCUUCUAGCUCGUAUAAGAUACUAUCCUCAAGGCUCUGUUCUUCAUGCUACCGUAGGUUCUAACCCUCGGCUUUGCCACAUAACAGUUGAUUCUUUUAAAAAUUGGUUUGGGCAAUACUUGGGAUCAUCUGCGGUCUGUUUAAUGCUCGUGAUAGAGCUUUAAUUCGCCAAGUCCCAGUUAGUGUUACUUCUCGACCUGAUCAGAGAUUCUGGAUUUGGGAUACAGUUCGUAGUGGGUAUAAGGUCCUCAACAACUCAACUCUCAUAUCCAAGGCCCGCAACAUGUGAAUUGGCAAAGUAUUUGGAACCCUUAAGUCCCCGUUAAGGUAAAAAAUCUUUUAUGGAGAGCUUGUUCUAACUGUCUUUCUACCUUGUUAACACUUCGUUCUAAGGAGGGGAUGUCUCAUGCUCUUGUCUGGUCUGCUUUAGAGGAUGCUUUUCAUGCUUUAAUCAGGUGUCCUCUCAUUCAACCAAUCUGGAGUCUCUCUGUAGUUGGCAAUUGUAGCUCAGGGUCUUCCAGUUUUGUGGAAUGGUGGGAUAGGUUGGCGCAAGGUCACAGUACAAAUGUUCUUGCUUCACUUGCAAUGCUCUUAUGGGGCAUAUGGAUGAAUAGGAACAAUUUGGUCUGGAAUCAGACGCUAUGGGGCAUAUGUUUUGUCAAUGGCGUGUGGCUCAAGUUUCUACUCCUACAGAUGACAGUAGUCUCAGCUUGCAGCAUACCACAAGCUAGGUUGCUCCUGAUCAGUAUCAACUUAAAUAAUGGUAGGUUUAUGGGCCUGUUGGAACCUCGUGGCAGAAGCUAUGGCUUGUAUGGAGGCUUUUCCGCGGAUCAAAUCUCUUGCAGCUCAAAACAUCAUUUUAGAGUCUGAUUCACAGCUGCUUAUUUCUGCACUUCAUAGUCAAAAUACUGCUAAUCUGCUUUUAGAAUGAUUGUCGAAGACUGUAAAAUCCUUGCCAAGGAUAUUGUCAUUGUACUUUUUCUUUUGUUAGUCGAUUAGCGAAUCAAGUAGCUCAUGCUCUAGCUGUUGGCUCUCGGCCUAA
This is a messenger RNA of Mercurialis annua (annual mercury), 1353 nucleotides long. RefSeq lists its product as uncharacterized. NCBI's taxonomy places the organism in Eukaryota, Viridiplantae, Streptophyta, Magnoliopsida, Malpighiales, Euphorbiaceae. The record is from RefSeq and is a predicted model, not a curated record. The transcript has 2 exons. Bases 711 to 1181 code for a protein of 156 amino acids.